Molecule: messenger RNA, 435 nt
Organism: Terrapene triunguis (Three-toed box turtle)
Lineage: Eukaryota; Metazoa; Chordata; Testudines; Emydidae
Gene: CLPS
Product: colipase
Exons: 3
Coding region: 1-435 (144 amino acids)
Biological process (GO): positive regulation of catalytic activity; digestion; lipid catabolic process
Cellular component (GO): extracellular region
Molecular function (GO): enzyme activator activity; lipase binding
Source: RefSeq, a predicted model, not a curated record
AUGGCAGAUCUGCUUUAUAGCCCUGGUACGCUGCUGUGCACCUGUUCCUGCCCUGAAAGCCCCAGACGGGUUCUUUGGCUGCCCUACGGCCAGAUGGCGAGCGCCCUGCUCCUGCUGCUGCUGCUCUCCCUCGCCUCAGCCCGGUCGUUUUCUCACCAGCGAGGCAUCAUCUUAAAUUUGGACAAUGGGGAGCUGUGUCUGCAAAGUGCUCAGUGCAAGAGCAGCUGUUGCCACAAGACUGGCGUGUUAAGCCUGGCUCGUUGUGCGAACCGAGCAGCCGAGAAUCAGGAGUGUUCCCCCAAGAGCAUCUAUGGGGUUUACUACAAGUGUCCCUGUGAGAAUGGCUUAACCUGCGAGGCCGAUAAGAGCAUCGUGGGAUCCAUCACCAACACCAACUACGGCAUCUGCCAGGAUCCUGGGAGCUCGUCCAAGUAA